Molecule: messenger RNA, 3823 nt
Organism: Nymphalis io (European peacock)
Lineage: Eukaryota; Metazoa; Arthropoda; Insecta; Lepidoptera; Nymphalidae
Product: guanylate kinase
Exons: 5
Coding region: 160-771 (203 amino acids)
Biological process (GO): purine nucleotide metabolic process
Cellular component (GO): cytosol
Molecular function (GO): GMP kinase activity
Source: RefSeq, a predicted model, not a curated record
UGCCGAGUGCGCGAAGUUUUGCGUGUAACAUAAAAGUGUAAAUGUUAUAAGCAUUACUGUAACAAAUAACCGAUAUAAUAUACAUUAUAGUAAUACAAAUACUUAAAAAAAAGGGUUGCCACGAUUUUAACCACGUACUUCUUAAAAUUAUUUAACAUAAUGGUGCAAAAAGGCAUUCGUCCUUUAGUUUUUUGCGGCCCGUCGGGAUCAGGAAAAAGCACAUUGCUAAAACGCCUUCUCAAAGAAUUUCCCGACAAGUUUGGAUUUAGCGUGUCGCAUACAACGAGAAAACCUCGACCUGGUGAAAAAGACGGUGUUCAUUAUCAUUUCACAGCCAAAGAUGAGAUGAUUGCUGCCGUUGAGAGAGGUGAAUUUAUAGAAACUACUACAUUCAGCGGAAAUAUGUAUGGAACAAGUAAACGAGCAAUAGAAGAUGUUCAUCGCACUGGAAAAACUUGCAUACUUGAUAUUGAUAUUGAAGGCGUAAAACAAAUAAAAGCCACUGACUUGGAACCUUUGCUGGUUUUUGUGAUGCCACCAUCUAUUGAAGAACUGGAACGGCGUUUACGAGCCCGUAACACGGAGCAAGAGGAUGCUUUGAAAAAGAGAUUGGAAGUUGCCCGUAAAGAAAUUGAAUUUGGACAAGACCCGAGAAACUGUCACAUUAUUAUUGUCAAUGAUAAUCUGAUUAAGGCUUAUGCAGAGCUGCGGGAAUUCGUCGUGAAGAAUGUGAAGGAUAACAAACCAGAAACAAAUCCAUCACAGGAGUGAGCAAGCAUGCUUGAAAAUUACAAAAAAAAUAACAAAUAUUAUAUUUGUUACCUUGCCAUUACUAAGAGUUUAAUCGAUGUUGACAUAUGUGUGGUUUGAAUAUUUUUUGUUAACAUAGAAAAUGAUAUAAAUUCUAUUUAUCCAACUUAUGAACACACUGCCUCAUUAAUAUAACAAAGCAAUAAUGGGUCUUAUAUAUACAUUUAUCAAAAGCUAAAAAUUGUAUCAUGCAUAUAGUGCAUCUGUAAUUUAUUUAUAUAUAUUAUAUAAUAUAUAUUGUGUGUCCAUACUCGAAGAAGAGAUUUAUGAGUGGCGAAAAAUAAUUAUUAGUAUGAUCAAAUAAAAGCAAACAUUUUUUUCUAAUUAAGUUAUUUUGAAUGAAUAAAUUAUAUGACCCGAAUUUAUUAUUUAAUUUUUACGUUGUUAAUAUACCUUAAGUAAGCCAAAUCACUUGGAUAGGGCACGAGAUCGGACGCCAUUUAUAAAUCUUUUCUAUAUUGACAAGCUAUGUACUAAAUCUAGAUCUGAUAAUACUUAUAAUAUAGGACCCAUUGAAUUGUAUUUAUGAAAACAAAGUUUCACAUUUACGGCUUUGACUAUGCACAUUAAAUGUGUAAGUAUUAAUUAAAACAGUGAAUGAUAAUGGAAAUUGUUUUCCGAAAUAUUUUAGCAUAAUAAUUAUAAUACUUCUAAGAAGUUUAUAGCAAUUUUUUUCUUUUUUAAUGACUUUAAAUUUUGACAGUUGUUAAGUAAAGUUUACUGAAACAGAUAAUUAAUAAAUGACAUGUGUAUAUAAAAGCUGACUAUAGAAUAUUGAAAAUAUAUUUGAAUUUGCAUAAUUAAAAGCCCUGAUUUUUUAUAUUGUAAAAAAGUAUUACAUAGUACAAAUGAGUGACAUAAACUGAAUGCCUUAAACUGUGAAAUAAUGACUUUAAGUCAUACACAAUAUUUUUUAUUUUUUCAAGAAUUCUUUAUUUUUUUGAUGUGCAUUUAAUUUUAUUUUUAUUUUAAGGAAUUAUAAUUUAGUAAAAGAAAUAAUUUAAAAUUCAGUUAUCACAACUAAUUCCAAUUGCAAUUUGAGUAGUGUUGUGUGAGAAUAUCUCUGUUAUAAAAAGGGUUUUGUGAAAUUUAAGAAUUAUUCAUGAAAGAUAUACUUAUGGUUUUUAAAAACUUUAAACUAGUACUAGUAGCCACGUAGUUAGAAAAUUUGUUUUAUUAUUGUGUUGUUUUAUUACAAACUAUUGGUUUGAAUUACUGGUUGUAAUAACCAUACUUUUCAAAGAUACUAUUUGAAAGUAUAAUUCGAAAAAAGCGUCGCAGCAUAAAAACCUAUUAAUAAUUAAGAGUAGUACGACACGUAGACCUCUCAACUAACUAACAUUUUACGAUAGUGACGAUAAAACGAUUGUUAAUAACUCUUAGACAAUAGCCAAUGACAAGGAGAGGGAGUGGGAGCUGGUGAGGGCCCUUAUUAGCUUCGACGUUUAGGUAUAAUAUGACAGAGUAAUACGUAGAGCGGAACAAGUUCUAAGACGAUGACGAUCUUUAAAAUAAAAUUACAUGGCCAAAAGAUAACUGAAAAUGUGUCUUGUGUCUAAAUAAAGGACGCAUAAUAAAUGAUGAAGAAUCUAGGUCUGUAAACCCAACAACAUAGAAAAUCCGAAAUACCUUAUACAUAUAUAUACUUAUUAGCCGUGAAUAGGCUUAAUAAACAUUUCCUAUGGACUUGAUUUCAUGGACUUCAUUUCCAUGGACAUAAUUUUGAUUGAUUGCAUCCACAUUAAAAAUCAAAAUUUCACAAAACCCUUUUUUUAUUAUACCUCUCAAAAUCUAGGUAUCCUACAAAAUGUAAAGCAUUUCUCUUAUAAUUUUAAGUCUUGACUACCUUAUUAUUCUAUAAAUUAAUAUGAUUAAAGAUUUUUUUAAUUAACGUAUGUGCGAAAAUAUAUUGUUAAUUGCGAGCAGACAGACAUUAUACUUCAGCAUGAACUACUUGCAACUAAAAAUACCUUAAGAACUACAGGGAAAAUAUAAUAUUCUAACAAAAUAUUUUUAAAUAAAAUUGGUUAUUAAAAGAUUUCUGAGAGCAUUUCUCUUAGUUAGCCUUUAAUAAAUAUGUAACUUUAUUAAAACACUAAGUUCAAAUACAGCAUAAUUAUUGGACACUUUUCUUUGUCUCCAUUUAAGAAAAUAAAGAUUUAUGAAAAUUAGUAAUAUAUAGUGAUGUCCUAUUUUUUUAAUAAUAAAUAAAAAAGCUUUUGAAUGUUCAUUAGAAGAUUUAACAUUGUCUUGAAUAUAUUUAGAGUGCAAUAUCGCGCAUAAUAAAUAUAUUUAUUAUGAAAUAUAAGUUACCAUUUCAUGUUGUUCUCGCUAGACAUGUUUUUUUUUAAUAAUUCACUAUAAAAUAAUGUUGUAUAAUAUAUUAUAAAAUAAUGUUGUGAUCGGAAUAAACACAACCGUUUAUUCCGAUCACAACUCAAUACUGCCUCUUGAUGUCACACACAGUUAUGCUUUUACAGAUUGACUUUACACAGACAUGCUUUGAAAUUACAACAUUUUUAAUACAUAAGAAUUUGAUUCUAAUCGCUAUUAUAUACUUGAUUAUGAUUAUGUAGUGAUCAUAUAUUGUUCAAGUAGAUUUAGCAAGCGUAGAUUUGUGUCAGAUAAAAUUAAUUCAUAAAAUGAAUCGCUACAGUAAAUGUUGUAUGUGAUUGUGUAUGUUAGUAAAUAGUAUUUAGAUUCACCAUUAUAUGUUUAUGAUGGCUUAAAACUAUUCAAAUUUUAGAUUGCUUGUAAAUAUAUUAUUAUAUAUCUUUCAAAGGCAUUUUUAACUUCUAAAUGUUAUGCAUUUUUUAUAAUUAAUAAAAUUUACUUAGUACCUUUUAAUUAUUGUAAUGUUGUCUCAAUAGUAUGUCUUAAUACUAGUUGUUUAUAUAAUCUUAUAUUUAUGACAUGCCCAUGUAAUGAUUAUUUUAACAUAAAACUAUAUACUUAUUCAUUAAUUAAAAUAAACAAAUGCUAUAACAUUCCUUACAAAACUAUUUUCAUUUGU